Messenger RNA from Propithecus coquereli (Coquerel's sifaka), 2038 nucleotides. It is a transcript of the gene SUPV3L1, whose product is annotated as suppressor of var1, 3-like 1 (S. cerevisiae). NCBI's taxonomy places the organism in Eukaryota, Metazoa, Chordata, Mammalia, Primates, Indriidae. Gene Ontology annotation, biological process: RNA catabolic process; mitochondrial RNA 3'-end processing. The coding region runs from base 85 to 1983 and encodes 632 amino acids. Gene Ontology annotation, cellular component: mitochondrial degradosome. Gene Ontology annotation, molecular function: RNA helicase activity; hydrolase activity, acting on acid anhydrides. The transcript is spliced from 11 exons. The record is from RefSeq and is a predicted model, not a curated record.
GGGCCGCCGGCACUGGAGGUGUGCGUCACUGUCCGCCGCCGUGUCCGCGGGCUGCUCCGGGCUCCCUUAGGGCCUGCGGCCUCGAUGUCCUUCCCCCGGUGUGCCCUGUUGUGGGCUCGGCUCCCGACGGGGCGCCAGGCUGGCCACCUGGCAGCCGUCUGCUCUGCCCUUCGUCCCCACUUUGGGCCCUUUCCUGGGGCUCUGGGGCGCGUUCCUGCCGUCGCCACCGCCUCCUCCUCUGCCUCCGGUGGCUCCAAAGCUCCGAACACGUCCUUGUUCGUGCCCCUGACUGUGAAACCUCAGGGCCCCAGCGCCGAUGGCGACGUCGGGGCCGAGCUGACCCGGCCUCUGGACAAGAAUGAAGUAAAGAAGAUCUUAGACAAAUUUUACAAGAGGAAAGAAAUUCAGAAACUGGGUGCUGAUUAUGGACUCGAUGCUCGUCUCUUCCACCAAGCUUUCAUAAGCUUUAGAAAUUAUAUUAUGCAGUCUUAUUCCCUGGAUGUGGACAUUCACAUUGUUUUGAAUGAUAUUUGCUUCAGUGCAGCUCACGUGGAUGAUUUAUUUCCAUUCUUCUUGAGACAUGCCAAGCAAAUAUUUCCUGUGUUGGAAUGUAAGGAUGAUCUACGUAAAAUCAGUGACUUAAGAAUACCACCUAACUGGUACCCAGAAGCCAGAGCCAUACAGCGGAAGAUAAUAUUCCAUUCAGGCCCUACAAACAGUGGAAAGACUUAUCAUGCAAUCCAGAAAUACUUGUCAGCAAAAUCCGGAGUGUACUGUGGCCCUUUAAAAUUACUGGCACAUGAGAUCUUCGAAAAGAGUAAUGCUGCUUUUGCAUUUACAGGACUCUGUGCUGAAGAAGUUCAUUUGUGUGGAGAAUCUGCUGCUAUUGACCUGGUUACUGAACUUAUGUACACAACUGGGGAGGAAGUGGAGGUUCGAAGCUAUGAGCGGCUUACCCCCAUUUCUGUGCUGGAUCAUGCACUAGAAUCUUUAGAUAACCUUCGGCCUGGGGACUGCGUUGUCUGUUUUAGCAAAAAUGAUAUUUAUUCUGUGAGUCGACAGAUUGAAAUUCGGGGAUUGGAAUCAGCUGUUAUAUAUGGCAGUCUCCCACCUGUGAUGCAGGGUUUUUCAUGCAAUCUGUGGGAUCACUUUUAUUUCUGUUUCAGGAGUAUAAGGAGAAUUAUUUUUUACUCCCUUAUAAAGCCCAGUAUCAAUGAAAAGGGAGAGAGAGAAAUAGAACCAAUCACCACCUCUCAAGCCCUGCAGAUUGCUGGCAGAGCUGGUAGAUACAGCACACAAUUUAAAGAAGGAGAGGUUACAACAAUGAAUCGUGAAGACCUCAGUUUAUUGAAGGAAAUUUUGAAUAGGCCUGUGGAUCCUAUAAGGGGUACAACACUAAGCAAUACGCCUUCAGACCACAGGAAUGAGCCCCUAACCUUUGCGUGGUUACGCCGAUACAUCAAAUGGCCUUUACUGCCCCCUAAGAAUAUUAAAGACCUCAUGGAUCUUGAGGCUGUUCAUGAUGUCUUGGAUCUUUACCUGUGGUUAAGCUAUCGAUUCAUGGAUAUGUUCCCAGAUGCCAGCCUUGUUCGACACCUCCAGAAAGAACUAGAUGGCAUUAUUCAAGAUGGUGUGCACAACAUCACCAAAUUGAUUAAAAUUUCUGAGACACAUAAGCUGUUGAAUUUGCAGAGCUUAUCAACAGUGAGCCAGUCACGAUUGUCAGAAACUUUAAAGAGCCAUGCUAGAAGGACGCGCGGCACCAAAAGAGAGAGUAAAGCUGCUGAGCCACCCAGCCGCGAUGCAGGAGAGAGAUCCCUUGCUUCCAGAUUGGUGCGGCAAGGACUGCUCACCCCAGACAUGCUCAAACAGCUGGAAGAAGAGUGGUUGACACAACAAACUGAACAGGGCAAAGAAAGAACAGAUUCUGGGACUUACUCAAAAGGGACAAGAAGAAAGAAGAAGGAACCUGAUUCAGAGUAGUUUUUUGUUGUCUUUUUUUUAAUUUUACAAAUAAAAAAUCUAUUUUGAAUUAUUU